This is a messenger RNA of Aspergillus chevalieri, 342 nucleotides long. RefSeq lists its product as uncharacterized. NCBI's taxonomy places the organism in Eukaryota, Fungi, Ascomycota, Eurotiomycetes, Eurotiales, Aspergillaceae. Bases 1 to 342 code for a protein of 113 amino acids. The record is from RefSeq and is a predicted model, not a curated record. The transcript is spliced from 2 exons.
AUGACUUCUGCGCAAGAACAAUAUACCCAACUUAUUCAAACCCCCGGUCGAGUCGACCCAUCGACUCUAAGUGCCAUAUUCGACCAGCUGGACCCAAUCAAACCGGAACAACUCUUGGGUGACUGGAACGGUGGCUUCUUUGACACUGGCCAUCCAGUCGCAAACACGCUCAAAGAGAUCAACUGGGUUGGCAAGUCCUUCACUUCUAUUGAUCAUGUGGACCCGGUGGUCGUCGAAGAGAAUGGUUGCCGUGUCAGUUGGGGAAAAUGGGGAUUUGCCAGCGUGAGUCUGCCAGAGCAAUCUGUUCAUCAUACCAUGCCUAGACAAGCCAUUAAAUCAUGA